GUCUAUUCUACCUUCAUUGCAACAUCAGGCAGCUCCACCAAGAAAUGGAAAUAUAAAGAGAGAAGACUCACGACCACUAGGACUGCUUCUCUCUCCGUCGGCACACGAGAUCACCAUGCCGGCAUACCACUCUAUCUUCCUGGGUGACCAGGGAGUGCAGACAAUAGGAAACUUCCCUCUCCUUCCCUUGCGGACCAGAACAAGAGGCCCAGCAUACGCUCUCCCACAACUUCCCCCAGGCACCAAUGCCAUCGAUGUUGACCCAGACUCCGAAUCCUACGACUGCUUAGACGAGAUUCUCUCUCUGUUUCGCGCCAACACCUUCUUCCGAAACUUCGAGAUCAAAGGCCCUGCUGAUCGCAUGCUAAUUUACGGCAUCCUCUUCAUUUCCGACUGCCUCACAAAAGUCAAACCCAACAUGGAUUCCAAAUCUGCCGAAAAGGCCCUCAUCAAUGGUGCACUCGAACAGUUCAGUAUUCCCGGAGAGCCGGGUUUUCCACUGAACCAAGCGUUUGAAGCUCCAAGAGACAGGACUGAAGCUGAGGCUUUACGGAGUUACCUGAGUCAGGUUCGUCAAGAGUUGGCUAUACGGUUGCAUGCCAGGCUCUACGAAAAUGGAGUUGGCCCAAGCAAGUGGUGGCUUAGCUUUACCAAGAGGAAAUUCAUGGGUAAAGGAUUAUGAAUGGAUUGAUCAUAGAUGGGUGGAGGAUAUGACUAGGACAAUACAAUGCAUUUCAUGAAGGAGGCUGUAGGGUAAUCAAUCCCUCCUCCCAGCCUCAAGUCUCUACAUGGUUCGAUUGUUGAUCCAAUGGUAUCUGUGCUGCCGACCCAUCG
Molecule: messenger RNA, 834 nt
Organism: Exophiala mesophila
Lineage: Eukaryota; Fungi; Ascomycota; Eurotiomycetes; Chaetothyriales; Herpotrichiellaceae
Exons: 3
Coding region: 116-682 (188 amino acids)
Biological process (GO): Arp2/3 complex-mediated actin nucleation; regulation of actin filament polymerization
Cellular component (GO): Arp2/3 protein complex; cytoskeleton
Molecular function (GO): actin filament binding
Source: RefSeq, a predicted model, not a curated record